AUGUCACCAACCCGACGAUUCUUAGACCCGCUGGUCACCUACCUGCUCCUCCUGCUACUCCGAGUGCUGCGCCCAGUUUGCGCGGGGCCCUGGGAUCUGUCCACCUUCCGGCUCUGCAACACAUUAUACCUCCAGGAAAUAGAUUCCAAUGCGUCGGGCGUGACGUAUGUGCCGGAGAGCAACACACUGUGGAUUGUGGUCAAUAACCCCCCCGGGCUGUACGAGUACACCAUGGAGGGCGCCCUGCAGCGGAAGAUUAACUUGUGGUGGCUUCGGGAUCCGGAAGAUGUGGUCUAUGUGUCUCGCGACCGGGUGGCUGUCGUGGAGGAGCCGCCAGGGGGCGGCAUAAGAGUGCUGGAUGUCAGUCGUAGCGGCGGCGGAAUGCAAACGGAGUACAUUUCCCUCAUCUACUAUCCUAGAAGUGGUGGUUCCGGAGCUGAGGGCCUCUCGUACGAUCCACAGAGCGGCACGUUCUACGUAGCCCAGGAGAAGCGGCCCAAGGGCGUGUACGCCAUCCGCAGGACCCGCUGGUACACCAACUGCACAAAGAUUAUUGAUGGCGAUGUGGCCUUUAACUCCGUGGGCGAUUUAUCGGCUAUCAACUACAUCCCGGAUCUCAACGAGUUCUUUGUGUUGUCGCAGGAGAGCAGCCGUGUACUGCGGACUACCCUGGAGGGCCAGGUGCUACAGGAGAUUGGCGUUAAAGGAUCCUCCGCUGAGGGUCUACACAUGAUGUCGGACGGUUUGACCAUGCUCGUCGUGAGCGAGCCCAACGUGAUGAGGAUAUACAGGGCGGAUGGUUGCGGAAAUAAAUGA
Volvox carteri f. nagariensis is the source of this 816-nucleotide messenger RNA. RefSeq lists its product as uncharacterized. Bases 1 to 816 code for a protein of 271 amino acids. The transcript has 9 exons. The record is from RefSeq and is a predicted model, not a curated record. Lineage: Eukaryota; Viridiplantae; Chlorophyta; Chlorophyceae; Chlamydomonadales; Volvocaceae.